Messenger RNA from Candoia aspera, 1276 nucleotides. It is a transcript of the gene GPR19, whose product is annotated as G protein-coupled receptor 19. The transcript has a single exon. The coding region runs from base 8 to 1255 and encodes 415 amino acids. Gene Ontology annotation, biological process: G protein-coupled receptor signaling pathway. The record is from RefSeq and is a predicted model, not a curated record. Gene Ontology annotation, molecular function: G protein-coupled receptor activity. NCBI's taxonomy places the organism in Eukaryota, Metazoa, Chordata, Lepidosauria, Squamata, Candoiidae. Gene Ontology annotation, cellular component: plasma membrane.
ACGGACUAUGCUGCUCUCCAAAGACAUGGAUCCCCACACCACUCAUCUCCUCACCCCACCCUCAGGCCUCCUGCGACAGAGCCACCCUGAGGCAGGAACCUCGAACCCUUUGGGAAGCCACGAGGCCGCUGCCUUGUCCAAGGAACCUGGGUUGGAGGGCAACAGUACCGCUUUGCAGUAUGGGUUGAUGCCUGGAGAAAUUGUUAUCGCCAGCUUGCUCUGGGGUGUGUUGUGGUUAUUCUCUGUCUUCGGAAACUCCCUGGUUUGCCUCGUCAUCUACCGGAGCAGAAGGACCCAGUCGACCACCAAUUAUUUUGUGGUUUCCAUGGCCUGCGCAGACUUGCUGAUUAGCGUCGGGUGCACCCCGUUUGUACUGUUCCAGUUAGCCUCCGACCGAUGGACUUUUGGGAGCAUGAUGUGCAAGGCAAUAAGGUAUUUUCAGUAUCUCACCCCUGGGGUUCAAAUUUAUGUCUUGCUGUCCAUCUGCAUUGACAGGUUCUACACUAUUGUCUACCCGCUAAGUUUCAAAGUGACGAGGGAAAAGGCUAAGAAAAUGAUUGCGGCAUCUUGGAUCUUCAACGCGGCCUUGAUGUCUCCAGCUUUCAUCUGGGGGGGCUUGGACAGAGACAAUCACUGCAGAUUCUUCCCCCCCUAUUCUUGGGACAGGACUGUUUACAGUAUCAUUCACGUGUUAGUAGCCUUUCUGAUUCCAUCGGUUCUCAUCAUCCUCUUUUACCAAAAAGUAAUCAAGCACAUUUGGAGGAUCGGCACCGAGGGCAGAACAGUCCGGAGGACCAUGAAUGUUGUCCCCAGGACAAAAGUGAAAACAAUCAAAAUGUUCCUGAUGCUAAAUGCUCUCUUUCUCCUCUCAUGGCUCCCAUUUUAUGUGGUUCAGCUUUGGCACCCACUUGAGACAGACCGUAGGAGAAACUCCCUGGUUUUUUUGACGGUGACUUGGAUAUCGUUUAGUUCCUCAGCCUUGAAACCCACGUUGUAUUCGGCGUACAAUGCCAACUUCAGGAGGGGGAUCAAGGAGACUUUCUGCAUGUCCUCCAUGAAAUGUUAUCGGAGUAACGCAUACACCAUCACGGCCAGCUCCAAGGUGGCCAAAAAAAAUUACGUGGGGAUCUCAGAAAUCCCUGCUGCACCAAAAACUGUUUCCAAAGACUCCAUAUAUGAUUCUUUCAAUAGAGAAGCAAAAGAGAAAAAACUUGCCUGGCCUAUUAAUUCUAACCCACCAAAUACAUUUGUGUAAUUAAUGCCAGUCCUUUCAAAU